Gongylonema pulchrum is the source of this 948-nucleotide messenger RNA. The record is from the annotation of a GenBank genome assembly. NCBI's taxonomy places the organism in Eukaryota, Metazoa, Nematoda, Chromadorea, Rhabditida, Gongylonematidae.
AUGGUCAACAUCGUUGUUUGGGUCGCAGAGGUGAUUGACGCUAAAAGAGUUAUCAAGACCUUUAUCAUGUACAUCAAAGUGGAAGAAGCUCGCGAGAUGUUGCAUGGAAUUUACAAGGAUGCUAUUCAAGUGCUGAUCGCUGCUGCGCAACAGGCGAAAAUUGCUGUUGGCGAUGACCCGCAAAAUCUCAUACAAAAACACGGUAUUACACUGACGCGGAAAAGGGCGGAAGAUGAAAAUGUACGUAAUGAGUUUCGAAAUCCGGAGCUAAAAAAUUUAAAUAAGGGUGAAUGGAACGAUGGCGGAAUGACGCAGUCAGCUGGCGAUUCAUUUGAGAAAGAGCUAGGUGAAGACCGCGGUACGACUGAAGAAAACAAAGAAGAUUUCGAUCUCAUUCAGGAUUCCUAUAAGCGGAUUGUCGGUGCUGCUGCCGAAUGUAUCAACAAAUUCUUGAAUUUUUCCAUAAAUCUUGGCAGAGAAGCCUUCGGUGUUCUGUAUAAAGGUGCUUCCGCGGCAACGAGUUUGCAGAAAGCUGAAAAAGCGUUUCAAGAAGAAGAAAUUGAUCCGAAAAAAGUGCUACAAAAAGCCAGAGAAGCAGCAGCGCAACUGGAGAUGAAACGGUCCAUUCAUCCAGAAUACACCGAUCUUAAAUUUCGCGAAGAGAUAGCGCGGAAAAAAGCAGAAGAUGGUAUGGUAAAUGGUGCAGUGAACAUGAUUAAAGGAGGACUAGAGAAAGCCGCCAGCAUUGGUAGUGAAGCCGUGAAUACAUUAGCAGCUAGUAGUGGCUACCACCAGGAUUCAAACUUCGAUGGAGCGGAUGAAAUGAUGAGUGAAUCAAGCGACAAGAAAGCAAGUAGCGAUGAAAGCGAACAGGAACGAAUUGAAAAAGCAGGUAUCAUCCAUUUAAGCAACUAUCAACUGCUAAAAUUACAGCGUUGUAUACCAUGA